Messenger RNA from Papaver somniferum (opium poppy), 978 nucleotides. RefSeq lists its product as uncharacterized. The transcript has a single exon. The record is from RefSeq and is a predicted model, not a curated record. Bases 1 to 978 code for a protein of 325 amino acids. Gene Ontology annotation, molecular function: RNA-DNA hybrid ribonuclease activity; nucleic acid binding. NCBI's taxonomy places the organism in Eukaryota, Viridiplantae, Streptophyta, Magnoliopsida, Ranunculales, Papaveraceae.
AUGCCUAGAGUUAAAACGUUUAUGUGGAAAGCUCUAAGUGAAUGUCUGCCAGUUAGAGAAAGUUUAGGUCUUUACACUCCUAUUGAGAUCAAUUGUCCUUUGUGUAGUGGUAAUGCUAGAGAAAAUAUAAAACAUCUGUUUACUGAGUGUGUUUUCUUAGAAGCAGUUUGGAGAGGCCUGUCCUUUUCAAGAGUUUUCUAUGAUGCUGCUAAUUUAAGCUUCAAAGAUUGGUGCAUUUCUUGGUUGAAAGAUAGUAGUAAUAGAGACUUCAUAUCAUAUGUUCUCUGUUAUGUUUGGAAAUUUCGGUGCAGGGUUGUCUUUGAUUAUGUCAGUGCUAAUCCAAUUAAUUUGGUUGAGUUCAUCAGGAAGGAUUUACCUAACUACACAAAAAAGAAUCAGUUUACAUAUGUUUGUAGUAAUAAGGUCAAGACUUGUGAUAAAUCUCAUCCAAAUUGUUCUUUUAUGAGACAUGAUCGACAGCAGGAUACUUAUUAUGUCUACUUUGAUGCUUCCUUUCAAAGAGAUACUAAAAGUUAUGCUUAUGGUAUUGUUAAAACUGAUGAUUUAGGUUGUAUCAUUGAUUUCUCAGGAGGAACAGGAUGGUGCUCAAGCUCAGAAGAAGCAGAAUCCAGAACCUAUAAAGAAGCUAUCAAGUGGAUGCAAGGAUUCAGAGAUGAAAAAAUAAUCUUCCUCAAUGACAACAGAAGCGUUAUGAGUAGUAUGAAGAAGAAGAAUAAUUUUGCGGUUGAUUGGAGGUCCAAAACUGUUCUGCAACAAGCCUUUAAUUAUAACCAGUUUCUUACUAGUUCUUCUUUCGUUUUUAUUAAAAGGAAAUGUAACUUUGUUGCGGAUAAAUUAACUAAAAUCCUUAAUAGAUAUAAGGAUUUGUAUAUUAAUUCUAGGUAUUGGGAUAAGUCCAGAAAGGAUGCUUGGAUCCUUAGAUUGUGUAAUCCAAACACUGUAAUCCCUGUUUCUUAG